AUGGCAGGGAAGCCUUUCCGGGCCACAUAUAUCUGGGGCAGCAUUAUCUCCAACCUCCACAGCCAUGUGGAGGUGAAACGACGUCGGUAUAACCUGAAGUCCUACCACGACUGCUUUUUGGGCUCCGAGGCAGUGGACGCCGUGCUGACACACAUCACACUCAUGCGCUUCUUUGGAGAGGAGGCGGUGCCACGAUAUAAGGCUGUUCGUCUUUGCCAGGCUCUCAUGGACUCCAGAGUGUUUGAACCAGUUGGAAAUAAAGUUGCUUUUGGAAAAGACAAGAAGCAACCAACCUUUGAGGAUAGCAGCUGCAGCUUGUAUCGGUUUCUAAGUCCAGGGACCAGUUCAUUAAACUAUGUGCCGCCAGAGCCUGAUAAAAGUGGAUAUGAAUCCCCCAGCACAAACUGGAACAAGAACAGGCAAGAGGUGGAGCAUGGCUUUUUCAUGAAGUCAGCAGCAGACAGGUCUCUGGAGGAAGUGCUGGGCAACCUUGAUCUAAGUGCAAACGUCACACCACAGAUGAUCGACAUGGGAAUAUCUCAAGACAUUUUUGAUGAGUUGUGGCACCAGCAGGCUGUGUCCAGACUGCUGCAGCUGAUAGAGCUCCCCCUGCUGGAGAGUUUGUUAGAGGGAACGUGUCCAUCAGAGUCCAACAAAAACAGCACCGGCAGUGAUACGGAUGUCAUGUGCACAUCAAGUUUCCUCAACAGGGAAGUUCUGAAGGCAUUUAGCGAAGCUCAGGCGGAUGAGUGGAUGUUGGCUGCAGUGGACUGUCUGGAGUUUGUUCCAGACGAGUUGGUGGUAGAUCUGAGCCGUGGUGUGGCCCGCUUUGCUGAGGACCUGCUGCAGUGUAAGAAGCUCUUCUAUCAGGUUCUGGCCCAACAUUAUGGACAUGCUCAACAUCCACCUCUGUUGAGUAACCACAUUUUUGACAUCCACUCUGGAAUCGCCGACCUUCUAGUAAAUGGAAAGCAAGAACAAGCUCUGGAGGCCAUCCAGUUGUGCUUGAAGAUCCAGGACUCCCGCAGUAGAGAAGAGCUACGUAGACUGCUGAGGUUUAUGGCGAUAGCAUCUAAAUCACAGGGACUGAAACUCCACAAGGAGAUAGAAAACAGGAUGGCUGUAAAAAGAGCCUUCUCCAGUGCCAUCGUGUACAGUAGAAGACUGCCAAAAGGCAAAGUAGAUUUAAUGGUGCUAUUCAUGUUGGAUAAACAUCAUGAUUUGUUUAAAACACCUUCCACAUUACACAAAUUGGUCAGUGACAAGAUAAUUAACUUGGUUAAAGGAGAGGAUCCAAAUCAUAUGAACGAUACAUCAUUCUGUGAGAGAAUAAGUUCUAAAGAAUAUGCAGCCAAUACUCAAAGAAACACUAAAGAAGAGCUGUUAUCGCUGCUGCAGACCAUCCACCAAAACCCCCAUCUCUCAGCUAAUGAGAAAAAAAGACUUUUGGGACAGUUUUAUAAAGGCCAUCCAGAUAUAUUUGUGCAAUACUUUGGAAACAGAAUAUCUACAGUAAAUGUUUAA
Knipowitschia caucasica is the source of this 1524-nucleotide messenger RNA. Lineage: Eukaryota; Metazoa; Chordata; Actinopteri; Gobiiformes; Gobiidae. The record is from the annotation of a GenBank genome assembly.